Messenger RNA from Prosopis cineraria, 4146 nucleotides. RefSeq lists its product as uncharacterized. Lineage: Eukaryota; Viridiplantae; Streptophyta; Magnoliopsida; Fabales; Fabaceae. Bases 1611 to 2120 code for a protein of 169 amino acids. Gene Ontology annotation, molecular function: ADP binding. The record is from RefSeq and is a predicted model, not a curated record. The transcript is spliced from 3 exons.
AAGAUUUAUGAAUUUAUUUGGUUUAUUAAACUCUUGAAAUCCUUGGUUAUUCAAAUAACGCAAGUUUGUACAUUAUUUAUGAAAUAUUAUUUUCAACAAGUCUUAAAUUGAAAUUUAAAAUGAUUCAUGCGAAUUUGGUAUUGAAAAUGCAAAUUGUAUUUCAGAAGUAAUUAUUCUUCUCGCAUGUUUGAAACGCAAUUUUUGAGAGGACUUUAAACAGAACAUCGCUGUUAACAGCAGUUCCGUUAGCUCGUAGCGUGCUGUGGUCAAACACUAGCUAGUUUGUCUCGUGAGCUUUGUUCUCACGUUUGGUAUUCGUGGGCCUUGUACCCACGUUUGAUUCCGUGGCCUAAGUCGCGUUUGGUUAUUUACCCUCGUGGAUUGUGUGUCCACGUUUGUUUUUCAUAGCUUCGGCUGUAUUUGGUUACUUACCUUUAUGGACUGUGUGUCCACGUUUGUUUUCGUGGCAUAAGUCGCAUUUGGUUAUUUAUCCUUGUGGACUGUGUGUCCACGUUUGUUACUUGUUCUGUUAAGUUCUCAAAAAUUCUAAAUGUGGACAAAUAUCUGUUUUCAAAAUUUAUAUGAUUUGGCUAGCAAAUACAUCACUUGAAUUUACGUGUGAAUAAAUGGUUUUCUUUAAGCAUGAUAAAAAUAUAUUGCUUCCAACUUACUUUCAUUUUAUGAUUAUGAUUACGACUUACAGACUUACAAAUUUAUUUUGCUGAAUUAUUUUUAUUUAGUUUACGCUAUCAUUAGAGUUUGUUAAUUUAGAUUUUAAAAUUUUACUUUGAGAAUGCUAUUCACUAAAAAACUUAUUUUGGCCUCAAAUUUGUUAGCUGACGCUGAUUCCACCAUUGAUCUUUGAAGGGCAAAAUAGCUACAAUGGGUGAAAAUUUUUGAUUGGUACUGUUACUUUUAAUGUAAAUAUAUAAUUCGUAUGUUUUUUUGAUUUAAAAGAAAGAUUAGAUGCUCCACAUAGAUUGUUGAUAGACUUUAUUUUAGUUUGUAUAUUGGUUGCUGACUGGAAGGAGCUACGCUCUUGAUUUAUACUGUUAUUUGUAAAAGUUUUUGUUGUAAAAUUUUCAGGAGAUCCUAGUUAUAGGGGAGGUUCUGUCGAAAUUUCUACAAAAACAUUGAAACUUUUUUAUGACAAUUAGCAUGAAAAAUUAUUUUAACUUUCAUGUAAUUUGAUUAAUUUUUUCUUUUCUUUAGUAAAAUGGAAUAAAUUUUCAUUUUGAAGCUUACGGGGAUGUGUGAGUAGUUCGCACCUGUAUCGAUCACUCUCUAUUUUCGGGGCGUGACAAACUUCUGUCCUCUUUCAUGCUUAAAUCGAUCAAACCUAUUAUUAUUAUGAUUUCAUGAAGAGUAACAGAACAAAGGAAACAGACAAAUUUUAAAUUAACAAUGCAAGACUGUUUUGACAAAGCUAGGGGUAAGAUUUCCCUGUAUCUCAAUUAGGUUUUCUUUCAAGGAGCGAGAGUUUUCCCCUUGUUUCACCGUUUGAAACUAUCCAACUAGCGUCUGAGAGUACUAAUAAUCCUUAUAUCACACAAAGGUUUGGGAAGCAAGUGCGGUUGAAUGUUACUAAGAACUAUGGUUUCAGAUUCGCAAUGGAUGUUCAGAGAAGUGUAGGGUCGUUGGCCAACAGGAUAUGGCCAUGGAGCUGUGAUGUGUUUGUAUUGAAUUUCUUAACUGAGGACAAUCGCUCAUUUGUUGAAGACCUUCGCAACGCUCUUUAUAGAAAAGUCAUCUUCUUCAGGAGAGAUCAGCCUAUGGUUAUUUGUAAUAUGGUUAAGAAAUAUGGCAACUCCAUUUUGUUUGGAAAGCGUUAUUGGAAAUCAAGUCUAAACCAUGUCGAAGAAUUUGCAAAGGAAAUAAAUAAAUCAGGACAAAUAGCUACAGUUGGGAUAGGUUAUCGUCAUGUAGAAAAAUUAAUUGAUCUUCUAGACUUAGGCUCAAAGGAUGAUGUGCGAGUUGUAGGGAUUAGUGGGAUGGGGGGAGUAGGGAAGUCAGCUCUUGCCCGGGAUGUCUUGAACAAAAUCUCUCACCUUUUUGAUUUGCCUAUUUCAUCAUUCCACCAGCUACCAACCAAGUUUAUCUCCCAAAUCAAUUCAUUUUAAGAGAGGCAUUUCUUCGGAUAGCUUCCCAGAAAGGCCAAGAUUCCAUAGGAUGCUUCUUGUUUUUGAUGAUGUAGAGUAUCAUGAACUUCUAGAUGAAGGAUGGAUUAGAGGGUUGUUUGGAGGGGGAAGUAGAAUUAUCAUAACGAGCAGAGAUGAGGGACUCCUUAGAAGGUUGGAGUAGAUGAAAUUCACAAGAUGGAACUAUUGAAUCAAAAUGAAGCUCUUCGAUUUUUCUGAAAAAUUGCUUUCAAAAGUGAUAAAACCAACGAUAGGUUAUGAGGAGCUAACCCAUGAAGCACUUAAAUAUGCUGAUGGCCUUCCAUUAGCUAUUAAAUCAGUAGGUUCAACGCUGGUUGGUCUACAUGUUUUAGCGUGGAAAAGUGUGUUGACCAAACUGCAAACGAUUCCUGACUUUUUAGUACUCAUGGUGCUUCAUAAAAGUUUCGAUGGACUCACUCAUGAGCAGAAGGAUGCUUUCUUGGAUAUUGCAUUUGUUUUGCAGGACAAGAGAUUGAUUAUGUCCAGAGAAUUCUACUUGGUCAAAUGCGACAAUCAAAUGUCUUACGGACAAGUCACUGGUAAACAUAUCAAACCAAAUAAUAAAAAUACAUCCUAUCCUACAACAAUUGGCAAAUCUAAUUGUUCAACGUGAAUCUGCUAUGCCUGGAAGGCGGAGUAGGAUAGGAUAUGGAAUUAUGAAGAUUUUCGUUAUAUUAUGGAGACUAACACGGUAAGUUCUUUGUAUUUUAAUUGCCUUAAAAGUAAAUUUUCAGUUAAGCCCUUUAGUUAUGUGUGCUGUCAGUUUAGUUCAUGAAAUAUCCCCCACUUAGAUAAAAUGUAUUGCAAAACAUGAUCCUUUUUCAUGUAUCCUUUUGUAAGAGUUUUAAUUAAUGUGAAACACAUCUUAAAAUAGUAGUUUACAUUGAUGGUUAAAAAUGCAUCUAGAUGCUUGCUAUAUAACACAAAGAAAUGGCAUUUUUUACAGCAUUGACAUAAUUAAUAAAUUCUGUUCACCUUAAUAACUGUAUUAACAAAUGGCCCCAAUUGAUAAAUUUAACAAAGCCUUUAUAUUAAUUUGAUGGUAAUUAUAUUUCAAAGAUUAUAUAGGUGAAACGUAUACAUUUGAGGAAUUAGAAUAUUAGCUUAUUUUUUUGUUUCUAUAUAUAGAAAAUUAUUGAUAAUUUUGAUUUUCAAAUUUCAUAUGCAAUAAAUUUAUAUUCAGGGAACUGAUCGUGUUUGAAGUCAUAGUACUCUCAAAUGAAGAAUAUCCACAAGGGACACAUUAAAUGUUGAAGGUUUAUAAAAAAUGAGGACACUUAGAAUCCUUAUAUUUCACAAUGUGAAAUUUUCAGAAGUCUUGAUGAUCUUUCUAACAACUUAAUAUAUCGUCUAUGGCAUAAAUAUCCAUUUAAUUAUUUGCCAUCAAAUUUUAAUCCAAAAAAUCUUGUGGAAAUGAUCAUGCCAGAUAGCAACAUAACACUACUAUGAGAGGCGAAGAGGUAUUAAUAUUUUUUUUUGUUUAUAUUAAUCAAAACUAAAUUGAUUAUGAUCGGCAAAUUAAAGUCAUAUAUGCUUCUUUUAAUUUUUGAGUGAAUCAGAAUUUUAUAUUUCAUAGUUUAAAUAUCUCAUUUCAGUUUUUCAACGGAUGUUUCUUAUUCAAUAUUUCUCUCGUUAAGAGGUGUUUAAAGUCUCACUGUUAUUGGGAUUUCCCAUGAUAAAAGUGUGAUUAUGGCACUUUUGGCAUUGAGACUAAUGAAUAUAUAUAUAUAUAAUAUAUAUAUAAUCUUUUGAAUGUUCAGUUAAAAAUAUUGUCUUUGAACAAGUUUUGAUGGUUUGUCUGAUCUGCUAUCUAGAAAGUUAUUCCGCUGCUAACGAGCUUGACCUUUGUGGCUCUGAAGAUUUGAAAAAGACACCUGAUUUUAGGGUUGCUUCCAUGUCUUGAGAGGUUAGAGUUGGAAGGAUGUACUUCAUUAGUGCAGCUUCAUCCUUCUAUUGGUGUAUCUGAGAGGGCUUGAGUUUUUGAAUU